AUGUCUAUAGCAAGACAGUACGGAUCUGUGCUUGAGGCAAUCGAGUCCGAGGCAACAACGGCGACUAGACUCAACCAGACCAAAGCCAUUGAAUUCCAAGGAUUGGGGUCAGAAGGGGUCGUUUCAUCACCAGAUGAUCCGUCUCACACACCAGGUUGCAAUGUCUCUGGCGGGUUCAGCAUACAGAUGCACCCGCUGGAAUGGAUGAUUUUAGCCAAUAAAGCCGUCAAGACGGAGAUUUAUGGUUUGGAUGAAGCCAGCAAGAGCUCUUUCAUGGGUUUACUGGAUGUCUUGGAAGAGCGCCAGAGGGGUUGGCACAGCAGUCCUCGCAGCCAAGAUUAUGCUCAAUAUGCGAGCGGUGCUGAUCGUCCAACAUGCAUUCGCAUAAUCGAUGAGGUUAGAAGACUCAUUGGUAUUUUGAAGCUUGAGGACAGUGCAAACGUUGAUCCCAUGAUGGAGUCAUGA
Colletotrichum gloeosporioides is the source of this 465-nucleotide messenger RNA. RefSeq lists its product as uncharacterized. The transcript has a single exon. Lineage: Eukaryota; Fungi; Ascomycota; Sordariomycetes; Glomerellales; Glomerellaceae. The record is from RefSeq and is a predicted model, not a curated record. The coding region runs from base 1 to 465 and encodes 154 amino acids.